Macrosiphum euphorbiae (potato aphid) is the source of this 1494-nucleotide messenger RNA. The record is from the annotation of a GenBank genome assembly. NCBI's taxonomy places the organism in Eukaryota, Metazoa, Arthropoda, Insecta, Hemiptera, Aphididae.
AUGAGUUUGUUUCAAACUGACGAUGAAUUUAUUUAUCAACCUUUCGUGGAUGCUUUGGAGACAGCGUCUUUACAGAUUGUUCAGUCAAAUCCACCAGUUUACGAAAGCGAACAUAAAUUACCACAGAAUUCUUCACUUACAGACAUAUCAUUUUACAACAAACCUAACCACAGUCCAACAACUGUGAAACGAGUAGAAGUUUUGCAGCAGGGUCAUAGAAAAUAUGGUAAAUACAAGCCUAUGCAAUGGACGAUUGAAACAAUAUUAGAAAGAUUGCAUACAACAAAUGACGGUAGAUAUGUACUUGCGGAUGCAAAAAAAAAUAAUGGGUUUUUAUCUGACGAAGCUCAGAACAUACUCACGCAACUCUUAAUAAAUCACCUAUUCCAGGAUCAGAGCAAAGGUAAUGAUUUAUUUUUUCGUAAAAUAUCUGAUUUGAUUGUGCAAGUAUUUCCCGAAGAGCAUAAGAGUGUUUACUUUAUACCAGCAAGGUCAGAGGGACCUACUCAAACCCAUGCAAAGGGAAAACUGAUAGAAAGGUGGAAGAAUGUAGCUAGGCGCUUAAGGACAGUUGGUGCUAUAAGUUCUUCUUCAGUGGUAAAAAACCUACAACUUACAGCUACAGAUAUUUCAUUUUCUGAAGAUACAUUGGCUAUUAAGCGAUGGUUGGCGAAUGAAGGUUUGACAGAAAAUUUUGAUGUUGUUCUGUCCAAAUGGCAGUUGACUUAUGAGCUAAGAAAACAUGAAAUUUUAAAUUCCAGCAAUAAAUAUUUAGCAGACUUAUUUGAAUCUUGGCCUGCACUUCAGUGUCCGAUUGGUUAUGAAUUGAUUGUUGAAGACUAUCGUAUUGGGUAUCCUGAAUCACAUGAUUUAUUCAAAGAUUUUAAUUGUUUUUUGAACAGUUGGGAAGUGUUCUCAACUAAACUGUUAAAAAUAAGAAGAAGCAGUAUUAAGGAUAAAUAUGCUAUUAAUCUAUUGUCAAAUUUGGAUUCAGCUGAACUCAAUGGAAAUUUAAAAACAGCAAAUGUUAUAAAAUUACUUUUAAUACCUUAUUUGAUUCCGACCAAAACAUUAAUGAAAAAUAUUUUACCCAAUGGAAAAAAUAAAUGUUGGAAGCCUUCGUUAUUAGAAUCUUCUUCUGCAUUUGCUUAUUUUUGUAAUAAUCUGACUGGUCUUCAAGAAGAUAUUGAUAAGAGACAGUCAAAAUACAGUCAAUAUGGAGCUACAAUACAGCCUUAUAUAAUCUUUGUUGGAAAAGAUUUAAGCUCCAUUGAUUCUUCUUACAUCAGGGUAAAUAAAAAGUUAUGGUGUUUCGACUGUCCUUUAAAAGCUCUUGAAAUUUGUUUCAAAUCAUAUUUUGUAUUUAAUUGUGCUUACCCUGCGGAAUGUUAUGACUCUUGGCUUGUAAUUCAACAAUACUUAUUUAAAUUGUUCACAAAAUAUGAUAAAUCAACUUCUAUAACUACUUCUGUUACAUCUAAUCUUAAUUCAUAA